Fusarium vanettenii 77-13-4 is the source of this 1443-nucleotide messenger RNA. RefSeq lists its product as uncharacterized. Lineage: Eukaryota; Fungi; Ascomycota; Sordariomycetes; Hypocreales; Nectriaceae. Gene Ontology annotation, molecular function: monooxygenase activity; iron ion binding; oxidoreductase activity, acting on paired donors, with incorporation or reduction of molecular oxygen. The record is from RefSeq and is a predicted model, not a curated record. The transcript is spliced from 5 exons. Bases 1 to 1443 code for a protein of 480 amino acids.
AUGCUUGCGAUUCUCUUCCCUACUCUCCCAUUCCACUUGACUAAAGUUUUCAAGGUUAUUUAUAAGGCAAAGGUGGCUCUUCUUGGGCCGUUAUCUGAUGUCCCGGGACCGGUUGUUGCACGAUGGACAAACCUGGUGCUCAAGUACCACACCUUGUCGGGUCGCCGUAUACAAUAUUUGGACUCGCUAUUUUCGCGUUACGGCACCGUGGUUCGGGUGAGUCCCAAUGAAGUGGGCAUCAAUAGCCCCGAUGCAGUCCGGAUCAUACAAAAAGUAUCCGGCGGCUUUGGCAAGUCUGCCUGGUACGAUAUGACUGGUCCAGGAAUGCUUGGCAUGAGAGACCGUGGGAAGCACUCGCGACGGCGCCGACUCUUGGCUCAUCCUCUGAGCAACUCCUCCUUGCCAGCCUUUGAACCGCUUAUUCAGGCCAAGGUAGACUUGGCCAUGGACCAGAUGGAGACCGAAAACAGAAAGCUGGGUUACACAGAUGUUCAUAAAUGGUUCAGCUUUAUGGCUACAGAUAUUAUUGGUGACCUGACUUUUGGCAGCUCCUUUAGAAUGCUGGAGCAAGGAAGAAGAAGUCAGUACGUGGAAGAUCUCCAGGCUGUCAUGCCGACAGUUCACAAACGGAUCGAGCUCGCACCAUUUUUUGACAUGCUCUUCUUGCUUCCACUUCCCCAGAUCCGACAGGUCACUGCCAGAUUUCAACGCAUCAUGAGCUACGGGAGAGAGUCCAUUCGACGCUUAAAACUCGCCCAGCAGGCCGGAACGCUGAUCACGCCAUUCUUCUUUGACAAGAUCAUGAACCCGAAGGAUAAGGAGAACGCCUUGACAGAUGUUGAGAUGGAAGAAGAGGCCGCGGAACUCAUGGUAACCGGAACUGACACGACGUCAAACACACUGACUUACCUGGUAUGGUCGGUCCUCAAGGAUCCAGCGAUUCGGAACAGACUCGAAGCGGAGAUUGGAAGACUCCCUGGAAACUUCAAAGACUCUGACAUUUCCAAGCUGAAUUACCUAAACGCUGUCGUUCAGGAGUCUUUAAGGAUGUACGGUGCUGCCUCUGGUUCACACUCGCGAGAUGUUCCACGUGGCGGUUGGGAGGUUGGAGGAUACUUGAUCCCAGACACGGCGACAGUUCUUACUCAAGCAUAUUCUCUGCACCGGCGGCCUGAAAUAUUCCCAAACCCGGAUAUGUUCAACCCCGACCGCUGGCUGAAUGCUACGCCCGAGAUGCAAGGGUCUUUUAUUCCUUUCGGAGGAGGGCCUCGAAUUUGUGUUGGCAUCCAUCUUGCGUACAUGGAGCUCCGGUUGACGACGGCUGCCUUCUUUCGGAAAUUUCGAGGCGCGACAGUGCAUCCGUCUCUGACGGAAGAUGAUAUGGAUCUGGAGAAUUACACGUUGAUUGCUCCGAAGGCGCACAAGUGCCUCAUCAAGCUGUAA